AUGACCGAAAAUGGCAUCGACAGUAAACCGAAGAUACGCGGAUAUAGCGCGAGAGGACGAAGAAAAGCGCUUGAGAGUUCACAAGAAUUGGCAGCAACACAAGGAGUGAGAGCACCUGGAGGAGAUAUUCCAGAUGAGCUCAAUGAUUUGGAAGCAAACGAUUUGAACAUUCGCGUCAAAGAUCGCGGCAGUGAAGAAGCACCAAAAAAGGGACGAACUGGAGCACUUUUCAAGGGGAGUUUAACUGAACCACAGGGCAGUGGCAUUAAGAGUCUUUUCAACAAAGAAGCCGCAGCUGGAGCAGCGAGUGAAUUGAAAGAAACAAUCAAAAGACCAUUAUCGGGUCUGUUCAGAAGACCUGGAUCAAGAGCUGGUGGAAGAAAAGACGAAGAUAAAGAUGAUAAAGAUCAAAUACCACAAGUUGAAGAUAAAGGAGCAACACAAGGGAAUAAUAGUAAUGAGAGAUUCGAAUUUACGAACACUUCACGAAGACAUAGUCAAGCACCAAUUGUGAAUAGCGAUUGGGAGGCCACAGCAAAAGCACCGCAUUUACCGAAACAACAAUUUCAUUCGGUAUUCCAAAUUGAUGCUCUUGGAGCUAAACAUCCACAUCUCUCGAAAAUGGAUGACAUCGACAUUUCCCUUCUAAUGCGUUAUACAUGUCUUGAAGAUGAAGUUCAUGAUGAAGAAAGUCCAUGGAAUUGGGAUUACCUUUUUGCGACAAUUUGUGCUGAAAUGAAAGAAGAAUGGGGAAUCGGUGGACAUGGAGGAGGAGAGGCUGAUGGAGAGUUUCUCGCUGAUGAACUUCCUAGA
Mesorhabditis belari is the source of this 813-nucleotide messenger RNA. NCBI's taxonomy places the organism in Eukaryota, Metazoa, Nematoda, Chromadorea, Rhabditida, Rhabditidae. The record is from the annotation of a GenBank genome assembly.